Camellia sinensis is the source of this 996-nucleotide messenger RNA. RefSeq names its product mediator of RNA polymerase II transcription subunit. The record is from RefSeq and is a predicted model, not a curated record. Gene Ontology annotation, molecular function: DNA-binding transcription factor activity. NCBI's taxonomy places the organism in Eukaryota, Viridiplantae, Streptophyta, Magnoliopsida, Ericales, Theaceae.
UGCAAUAAUUUACUAGGGUGCAAAACAGCUUAUAAAAGAGUGUUGGAGAUCUCUGGUACUACUACAGCAACCUAGCUGUUUGCAAGAAAAUACAAAGUUUGCAGAGAAAGAGAGUUUUUGUGAAGUCUGUUAAGCAAUUCUCUCUCUCUCUCUCUCUACAAUCUGUCUCUGAAAAAGAAAAAGAGAAGAUAUGGGUAGCAGUUAUUUUGGGGAGCCAAACCUAGGAAAUGAAAGAUCAUCAAGGAGAGGGAAGAAGAGUAAUUCAGACAAGCCUAGGCAGCCUCAAAGAGGACUUGGUGUUGCUCAAUUAGAGAAGAUCAGACUCCAUAGCCAAAUGGGUUGUACCUACCUUCCUCCUCCUUCCCUUCAUGCUCCCAAUUAUCCUACUAACCUCAACCAGGAGGAUAUGAGAUUACAAACACCCUAUUCAUCAUUGCCAUCAUCAUCAGCUUCCUUCUCUUAUACCACAUCAUCCUCAUCCUCAUCUUCUUAUGGUUUCCAUGGCCAACAAAACAUCAUGAUGGGGUUAGGUGACUUAGAAAGACCAAAUAUGGGAUAUGGUGAUUCCCAUCCUAGAACAACAACAAGAUGGAACCCUGGCAAUGACAUGUUAGUGACCCAACAAUUUGCACAACCCGGCAUGGAAAGACACUUUCUGAACCAGCAAGUUGAGAAUUCACUUCAAAACAAGAGAAAGAAAGACAGGAGUGAUUCGAUAGGCUCUGGCAGUCAGAAUUCCGAAACAAGUGACACUCAAGAACUGGAUUUGGAGCUUAGACUUUCUCUUUAGACUACAACUUUAUGCGAUUCAAUGUAUGGAUUCACCUUUUGUUUUUCUUGUUUUGUUUUUGUCAUCUUACUUAUGUUUUGAAAAUUCGACAUAACAAGUUGAAUCUACAAAGUUGAACAAGAGCAAUUUGAUGGACUUGUAUUAAAGUUCUAUUUGGGAGGACUCUCUAGUCUAAUGAAAAUUAAAUUGACUUCACUUAAAAAUGA